Molecule: messenger RNA, 1722 nt
Organism: Trichophyton verrucosum HKI 0517
Lineage: Eukaryota; Fungi; Ascomycota; Eurotiomycetes; Onygenales; Arthrodermataceae
Product: high affinity methionine permease
Exons: 5
Coding region: 1-1722 (573 amino acids)
Biological process (GO): amino acid transmembrane transport
Cellular component (GO): membrane
Molecular function (GO): L-amino acid transmembrane transporter activity
Source: RefSeq, a predicted model, not a curated record
AUGGAAGAUUAUCUUUCGGGGAUAUCAAUCUUCCUCCAAUGGAUCUUACUAUACCUUCUUGUGAGUUUGUGGACAUGGACAAAAAUGCUUUAUCGAAUGAAGACUGAGGCUAAUAUCAGGUAUAUAGUUGGCAAGAGUACAUGUUCUGAGUUCGGCGGCGGAGACUGUGGUACCAGCGAAAAUAACACUGACGUUGAUACGGUUGUGAUCGCUAAAGGACGACAGAUUGGCAUCGUCAGUGCAACGUUCCUUAUAUUUAAUCGAAUCAUUGGAACAGGGAUAUUCGCUACGCCUAGUGCCAUCCUGGCCCAGACGGGUAGCGUUGGCAUGUCUUUAGUGGUUUGGAUUAUUGGGAUGUUAAUUGCAAUGGCUGGCACGGCAGUGUACCUUGAAUUUGGCACCGCGAUUCCAAGAAACGGCGGAGAGAAAAAUUAUCUGGAGUAUGUCUACCGGAAACCCAAGUUCCUUGCAACAGCAAUUUAUGCUUCGUAUGCAUUAUUCCUCGGAUGGGCUGCUGGAAACAGUGUGGUAUUUGGGGAAUACGUUCUGCAUGCUGCAGGCGUGGAAGUGAACCGGUGGAAUCAACGGGGUAUUGGGUUUGGGUGCAUAACGGUAGCAUUUCUUGUCCAUACCAUCGAGAUGAAAUGGGGUCUUCGUCUGCAAAAUACACUUGGCUUGCUAAAGCUGGUUGUGAUUCUGGUUAUCAUUGUCAGCGGAGCAGUGGGACUUGCGAGAGGUACACCGGGGAACGCCCCAAAUAACUUUUCGAACACCUGGGGAGACAGUCGUCCGAGCGUAUACGGCAUGGUGACUGCCUUGUACAGCGUUAUCUGGUCAUAUGUUGGUUAUUCAAAUGCAAACUAUUCACUCAGCGAGACUCGAAACCCCAUUCGAACAUUAAAGAUCGCAGCUCCUAUAGGAGUUACGUUGGUUGGAAUCCUCUAUCUGCUGGUUAAUAUUGCAUAUUUCGCGGUUGUGCCAAAGGAAGACAUCCUGGGCUCUGGACGUAUCCUGGCAGCCUCCUUUUUUCGCAACAUUUUCGGGCCUAAGGCAGAGAGGGUUCUGUCCAUAUUUAUUGCGCUCUCGGCCUUUGGCAACGUGAUGGCAGUGCUAUUCUCUCAAGGAAGAAUUGUCCAGGCACUCGGCGAAGAAGGGGUACUUCCACUGUCCAAAUUCUGGGCGAGUAAACGCCCGUUUAACUCUCCAGCUGCCGGUCUGCUGGAACAUUAUAUCAUCUCAGCCGUAGUUAUGCUCGCUCCACCACCUGGAGAUGCAUAUAUCUUUCUUCUCAACAUGAUUUCGUACCCGUUGUCUGUGGUAAAUGUCCUGGUAGCUGCAGGACUGAUGCAUAUAUACCUUCGGCCGUCAAAGUAUCCUGGUUGGGCUCCGGGUAUUCGAGCAACAUUGCCAGUUACUGGGUUUUUCCUGGUAUCCAAUAUCUAUCUCACCGUUGCACCAUUCCUCCCACCGCCAAACCUCAAGGACAAUAUAUAUGCUUACCUUCCGUACUACUCGCACUGUGUGGCCGGCCUGAGUGUCUUCGUGAUCGGCGCGGUAUACUGGGUGGUAUGGGCAAAGCUGCUACCUUGUAUGAAGGUAUAUGAGAUUGCAGAGCACUCCUUUGAGGAGGAGAACGGAGCAACUAGGAUGGUGGCAGUAAGGAUACCUUCGGCAGCGCCCAGUGCGCCAGAUGAGAAGAGAAAAGAAAGCCAUUUUGGUUAG